AAACACCCCUAAUAAAAAAAACGAUCUCGAAAUUUCCGUCUUUUUUCCCUCCAAACAGUGUUGUGUAUAGUGGCGGAGCGCCGCCGUGUUUACAAUUUUCAGGAACGGCGGAGUAAUGGAAAAUGAUAAGCCAAUAACAACCAUGUGCGCAGUGAUAGCUAUGGAUCACACCAGUUUCUGUUACAGAGUUUGUUCUAUCUGUGAGAGAACACUCCCUGAUAACCCAUCUUCUUCUGUUUGCAAAUUCUGCAACUUCAACGCCUUCAAUCCCAGUCUCUCUUCCUCCAAACGUGUAUUUCGUCUUCUUAUGUCAAUUGCAACGGAUAGGAAAGUACAAACUGUAAUAUGCUUUGAUAGGGCUGCUAGGGUUCUGUUUGGUUGCUCUGCUGAUGAGUUUUUCGACUUUGCUAAGCUACAUCCUUUUGCUGCUGAAACUGUAAGUGAAAUUCUGGAGGGAGAGAUGUUUAGAAUCACAAUCUCUAAACCGAAGAAUGGCAAUGCACAACACUCAAGAGUUGUCCAAGUUGUUCCUCUGAGUUCAGGUUUUCAACCAGCAAUUUUUAGACUGAGGGAAUUGUAUGGGAACAAGAGUUAGUAUAACAUUAUCUUCAUCCGGUGAGCGUCAGUGAAGCUGCACCAUGGAAUUGUCAUGUUAUGCAUCCAGACAAAAAGAAGCAUCAAAUUCAAAGCUGUCCCUUCAUCUAAGCUCAAUUCUUCUUUGUCAGAUGUUCAAAAUUGAGCCAAAUGAGCAGAUGGGUGAAACUGUCCCUUCAGCUUCUUUAGCUUUUUCAAUUUGGUCAUGUGUAGUGCUCAAACAUCUACUCUAAACCUUUUGACAUUGUAGCAGCCACUAGUAAGAAUUUGUAUCCUUUGUUUUUAAGCAGUUUACCCUAAAAACUUAAUAGAUAUAUUCGUUGAGUGCAAUCGAGCUGAUGUUUUUUUAUGAGUUCUAUAA
Messenger RNA from Benincasa hispida (wax gourd), 955 nucleotides. Its product is annotated as replication factor-A carboxy-terminal domain protein. The record is from RefSeq and is a predicted model, not a curated record. Lineage: Eukaryota; Viridiplantae; Streptophyta; Magnoliopsida; Cucurbitales; Cucurbitaceae.